Egretta garzetta (little egret) is the source of this 1965-nucleotide messenger RNA. It is a transcript of the gene NGEF, whose product is annotated as neuronal guanine nucleotide exchange factor. The record is from RefSeq and is a predicted model, not a curated record. NCBI's taxonomy places the organism in Eukaryota, Metazoa, Chordata, Aves, Pelecaniformes, Ardeidae. Gene Ontology annotation, biological process: activation of GTPase activity. The transcript has 14 exons. Gene Ontology annotation, molecular function: guanyl-nucleotide exchange factor activity; protein binding. The coding region runs from base 1 to 1965 and encodes 654 amino acids.
AUGGAUGGGCACGGGAGAGAAGCCGCGCACAGGCUCCGUGCUGGUGGACUCUGGCAGGGCCUUUCUCAGCAGGUACUGAGAGAGUCAGGUUCAGUCUCUGAAGGUGAGGAAGAAUCAGAAGGUGCAAACCUGGUGGCCCACGAGAGGGAUGCACACACACAUUACAUUGCCAUUCAAAGAAAUUCCAGGUACUACCGGUCCAUGAGGCUGCCGAGCAGAGAGAAAAGAAAGACUUCCAGAGAGGCAAUGCACAUGGGGCGUGCUACAGGUUCACUCAAAAGCAAUGAGCCGGUCAAAGAGCCUCUGAACGUUUUAUCUCAUAAAGGAUCACCAUCUCCAGUAAACUCUGAUAAGACCGCAUUAGAUGAACUAUGGAUCCAAAGCCAGGCAGAGAGAAGAGCAGGGCUCUUGUACCAGGAAUAUCGAGAUAAAUCUACACGCCAGGAAAUUGAAACCAGACGACUGCAGGAUUCACAGACAGACCCUGAGGAGACUUCACCCAGCGAGGAAACCCCAUCUGAAGCAGAACCUACAAGUACAACAGAAAGCAAAGCUCCACCACAAAUAAGUUUGCUGAGGAACUCCAACUCCAGGUUCAAUUUAUGGCAGGAUCUUCCCGAGAUCCGGAGCAGUGGGGUUCUCAGCAUCCUCCAGCCAGAUGAGAUCAAGCUGCAGGAGGCCAUGUUUGAGCUGGUUACUUCCGAAGCCUCAUAUUACAAGAGUCUGAAUCUGCUGGUGUCUCACUUCAUGGAGAACGAACGUCUGAAAAAGAUCUUACACCAGUCUGAGGCGCACAUCCUCUUCUCCAAUGUCCUGGAUGUCAUGGCUGUUAGUGAGCGCUUCCUGUUGGACCUCGAGCAGCGGGUGGAGGAGAAUAUUGUGAUCUCGGAUGUGUGUGAUAUCGUCUACCAGCAUACAGUUAAUCACUUCUCUGUAUACAUCACCUACGUCUCCAACCAGACCUACCAGGAGAGAGCUUACAAGCAGCUUCUCCAGGACAAGCCAGCUUUCCGGGAAGUGAUCUCACAGCUGGAGCUGGAUCCCAAGUGCAAAGGCCUGUCCUUUUCUUCCUUCCUGAUUCUGCCAUUUCAAAGGAUCACUCGGCUCAAACUGCUGGUGCAGAAUAUUCUGAAGAAAGUGGAAGAGAAGUCUGACAGGGAAACCACUGCCCUGGAUGCACAUAAAGAGCUGGAAACAGUGGUGAAAGCAUGUAAUGAAGGUGUCAGGAAGAUGAGCCGAACAGAGCAGAUGAUCAGCAUCCAGAAGAAACUGGAAUUCAAGAUCAAGUCUGUGCCCAUCAUCUCUCACUCCCGAUGGCUGCUGAAGCAGGGGGAAUUGCAGCAAAUGAAUGGUCCAAAGACAUCACGAACGCUUCGCACUAAGAAACUCUUCCGAGAAAUCUACUUGUUCCUUUUCAAUGACCUGCUGGUAAUUUGCCGGCAAAUUCCUGGGGACAAGUACCAAGUGUUUGACUCGGCUCCCCGGGGGCUUCUUCGGGUAGAGGAGUUAGAAGACCAGGGGCAGAGUUUGGCCAACGUCUUCAUUUUGAGGCUGCUGGAGAAUGCAGAUGAUCGGGAGGCCAGCUACAUGCUGAAAGCAUCGUCCCAGAGUGAAAUGAAGCGCUGGAUGAUUUCGCUGGCCCCAAACCGAAGAACCAAGUUUGUUUCAUUUACAUCCAGACUUGUUGACUGCCCGCAAAUCCAGUGUGUCCACCCAUACGUGGCCCAGCAGCCAGAUGAGCUGUCCUUAGAACUGGCUGACGUCCUCAACAUCCUGGACAAGACAGACGAUGGCUGGAUAUUUGGGGAGCGUCUUCACGACCAGGAGAGGGGCUGGUUCCCCAGUUCUAUGGGGGAGGAGAUCCUAAACCCCAAAAUCCGAGCCCAGAACUUGAAGGAGUGUUUCCGGGUGCACAAGUCGGAUGACAGUCAGCGGAGGAAACUGGGCAGCAGAAACCGCCAAUGA